Molecule: messenger RNA, 434 nt
Organism: Plectropomus leopardus (leopard coralgrouper)
Lineage: Eukaryota; Metazoa; Chordata; Actinopteri; Perciformes; Serranidae
Source: RefSeq, a predicted model, not a curated record
GGUUCCCGCUGGAUAAGGCAGUGAGCUACGCCAAACUGAGAAACCCUCUGCUCCUCAAUGACAUGAACAUGCAGUACUACAUACAGGACAGGAGGGAGGUGUAUCGCAUCCUGCAGGAGGAGGGAAUCGAUCUACCGCGCUAUGCUGUGCUGAACCGCGACCCAGAUAAACCAGAUGAGUGUAACCUGGUGGAAGGAGAGGACCACGUGGAGGUGAACGGAGAGAUAUUCCAGAAGCCUUUUGUCGAGAAGCCCGUCUGCGCCGAGGACCACAACGUCUACAUCUACUACCCCACCUCCGCAGGGGGCGGCAGCCAGAGACUCUUCAGAAAGAUCGGGAGCCGGAGCAGUGUGUAUUCACCAGAGAGCAGCGUGAGGAAGACGGGCUCCUACAUCUACGAAGAGUUCAUGCCGACAGACGGCACAGACGUGAAG